Molecule: messenger RNA, 2352 nt
Organism: Closterium sp. Naga37s-1
Lineage: Eukaryota; Viridiplantae; Streptophyta; Zygnematophyceae; Desmidiales; Closteriaceae
Source: the annotation of a GenBank genome assembly
AUGCCUCGUCGCCCAACCUUCCACCUCAUCCCCUCCUCUCCUCCCGCCCUCUCCCUUCCAUUCCCCCCCUCUCCCUCUUCUCCUCUAUCUCCCUUCAUCUCCCCUCCCACCCAACCUGGUCACCCCGCCGCCUCCCCCUCCUCCUCUCCGCCUACCCCAACCUCACAUCCCUCCUCCUCCCCCUCCCUCCCUCACUCACCUCCCCUUCUCACCUCGCUUCCCUCCUCUCCUCCUCCCUCCCCGCCAUUACAGUCAACCGUUCUGGACCUCUCACCGAGCUUGGAGCGUUUGCUUCGGAAAUGUCCGAACCUCCACUCGCUUAACUUCCAAGCGACACACACUUACCUCUUCCUUUCCCCCUCCCCUUCCCUCCUCCCCCUCCUCUCCACCCUCACCCAACUCUCUGCCCCGCUCUUCCACCUCCCUCCCUCCCUCCUCCUCCACCUCCCCUCCCUCACCUCCCUCUCUCUCACACUCCCUGUCGUCCUCUCUCCCCAUCCACACCCGCAAUACACCACUCUCUCAACAGAUCCCAUUCAACACCCUCCUCGUUCAGCCGGGCAACUGACCAUACCAGCAGCAGCCCUGAGUGUCUCAGCAGCCCUGAGAGUCUCACAAGCCCUGAGCCUCCCAGCAGCCCUGUGCUCGCCCGGUCCCUUCCAGCACCUCUCCUCUCUCACGUGCCUGCGACUGGAUCUGGUCCCAUGCCCCGAGGCAACAGUCAGUGAAGCUCUCACUCGCCUUCAGUCAUCUCCAUCGGACCAGCACCCACCUGUGGAGCAGCAGCAGCAGUACCAUCACCAGAGGCAGCACCAGCAACAGCACCACCAGCUUCUCGUUCUCCCCCCAGACAUCUUCACCGGUUUGCACCUCUCUCUCCGCUCACUGCACCUCUCCUCCCCCCUGCCCAUCGUGCCCCCACCUUCCCUGCACGCCCUCUCGCGCCUCACCUCCCUCUGUCUCCACUCACCAGUGCUCACCGCCAAUCCUCCCCUUGCUGCUGCUGCUGCUGCUGCUGCUGCUGCUGCUGCUGCUACUGGGGGGCGAAAUGGCCUCAUGGAAACGGCACGUUUUGGUAGGAAUGGUACCGGUGCUCGUGCUGGUUCUGGCGCUGCAGUGUCUGUCGGAACCGGCGUUUCGAUUGGUCGUGACGUGGUCAUCGGUGGCCGUCGGAUGAACCACAACCACAUCCCAACUAGUAAUGGUAGUAGUGAUGGUGAUGAUGAUAACGACAAUGAGCGAGACAGCAGUAGUCAUCUCCCUACCUUCCCUACCUUCGCUUCAUCACACCACUCCCUCCACUCCCUCCUCUCCUCCUUCCCCCACCUCACCCACAUUUCUCUCCAUGCCUGCUCCUCCGUUUCCCCCUCUCUCCUCCCCCUCGCCCCCCACCUCACCACCCUUCACCUCCCCCUCGCCUCCUCAGACCCAGAUCAGGUCAUCCCUCACUUAUCCUCGCUAUUGACUCUCUCACUAGGAGCCCUUGCAGUGCUACAGGACCGCUCCCCAUUCCCACCCUCAUUACAGUCCCUCUACGUCUGCUCUACCCCAUUACCGCCUGCAUUAUCUAUCGGGGCGUCUCCCGAGUUCCUGGCAGCCGUUGAUGGCUUUGAUCCUGUGGCUGCGCUGCAGCUGAAAUACACCAGUGCUGAUCAGCCGAAUAACGCCACUGUUAAUCAGCCACAACACACCACCACUGCUGACCAGUCGAUUUUUGAGUCGACUCAAAAGCCACAACACACCACAACUGCUGAUCAGCAGAAAAACACCAGUGGUAGCAGCCGUGAGGAGGGGUCAAAUUUUAAUCCAGCGGCCAGUGGGGACUCAAGGUCAAAGCCUCCUCCUAUCAGCAAAGCAGGAGGUGCCUAUGGGCUUGGUGCGGUGGAAGUGAAUGGAGGCUUAGCCGCAUCUCCCGAGGCAGACAGCUUGGCUGGCGCUCACAAUCUCAUGGCGUCUCUCUCUGAAGCUCUCGCUGCCUGCCUCGCUCGCAUGCUGGCAGCCCACACGGCUGCUGAAACGUUUCUUGUGGACGUGGGAAAAGGCGUCUUUCAGGAUGCUGCUGAUGCAGACUGUGAGGAAGAGAGCUUGAGAGGAUUAGACUGUGAGGAGGAGGAGAUAGAGAGCGUGGAGGCGGUGGAGCGGGCGGUGAGGGGGCGGUUUGGGGGGUUCCUGCGGACGGAUGCAGAGUGUGAGGAGGAGGAGAUAGCAGGUGUCAGCGCAGGAGCAGGAGAAGCUGCAGCUGAUGGGGCAGACGGGACUGGACUCACGGCAGGUGAACAACUGGUUCAUCAACCAGCGCAAGAGGCACUGGACCCAGCACAGCAAGAGGCAGCGCAAGGGCGUGUAAGGUAG